Molecule: messenger RNA, 3763 nt
Organism: Alligator mississippiensis (American alligator)
Lineage: Eukaryota; Metazoa; Chordata; Crocodylia; Alligatoridae
Product: syncytin-A-like
Exons: 2
Coding region: 499-1629 (376 amino acids)
Biological process (GO): DNA integration
Molecular function (GO): nucleic acid binding
Source: RefSeq, a predicted model, not a curated record
UAUACUAACUCUAAGUAUGCUUUUGGUGUUGUUCAUGAUUUUGGACAAAUCUGGAAACAAAGAGGGUUCCUCACUUCAUCAGGGACCCAAAUCAGUCAUGGUUGUUAUGUAAAAGCGCUCUUAGAAGCUGUUCAAUUGCCUCUUGCUAUUGCUAUUGUCAAAUGUAAAGCUCAUGAAAAACCCUUUGAUGAUGUCACACGAGGAAAUGAUCUGGCAAACCGUUCUGCCAGAAAUGCGGCCCUUUCUGGCCCACAGGCUCCUAACUCUGUUUUUGUUUGUUUUUCAGCAAACCAGUCUCCUUUGGCUAGCCUUUCAAGUCUGGCCCUUCUUCAAAAUCAGGCCCCAAAAACGGAAAUAAAUGACUGGCUGCGUGCAGGAUGUUCACUGCACCCUGACUCUCUCUGGCGCUCCCCGGAUGGCCGCCUGGUGGCGCCUAAAGAGCUUUUGCCACAUCUUGCUCGUUUAACCCACUCUGUGGCCCAUACGAGCAAAGGUUGAAUGAUUGCUACAGGACAAAGAAAUUGGUUUGCCCCAAAUUUUCCUUCCAUGGCACAACAGUACUGUAGCUCCUGUCCCAUCUGCUUAGCUCACAACAUUGGGCAACGGGUAAAAACAACACCCGCAGCCCAUCCCCCUCCAUGGGGACCGUUUGUAAAUCUGCAAAUUGAUUUUGUGCAGCUACCUAAGUGCUGUUCUUAUGAAUACAUUCUUGUUAUUAUUGAUGUGUUCUCUGGAUGGGUGGAAGCCUACCCAUGCAUACGUGCUGAUUCCAUCACUGUAGCAAAGAAAUUGCUCAAAGAAUUCAUCCCUAAAUUUGGAUUGCCUCUCACAAUAGAUAGUAACCGUGGCACCCAUUUCACAGGACAGAUAGUAAAAAACAUCUGCCAAGCACUCAACAUACAGCAACACCUACACUGUAGUUAUCAUCCACAGUCAAGUGGUGCUGUAGAACGUAAAAACUCUGAUUUAAAAACGCGCAUUUCAAAGAUUUGUGCUGAAACAGGCCUCAAAUGGCCUGAUGCACUGCCCAUUGCUCUUAUGCUCAUUAGAAACACUGUUAACAGAAAACAUGGCCUAACCCCUUAUAAAAUACUCAUGGCACGACCCAUAAGGAUGCCAGCUACACCAACUGUUGCCCCUCACCAAACAGACCUACAAUUAACUGAUGAAACUGUACUAAAUUAUUGCAAGGCAUUAAUAAAGUAUGCCAGGUCUGUUCAUUCACAGGUCCAAGAAGCCUUACCUCAACCACCGGAUGUUCCCUGUCACAACCUCGAACCAGGGGAUUGGAUCUACGUAAAGGUCACCAAACGUGAACUCACGCCUCGCACUGCAAGAAGGUAUCACCUCCAUUGGACCCCGAAGCAGCUGUAUUCCAACCAAGGUUGGGAUCUUUCCCUGAGGCCAAGGACAAAGACCCUCAGGACCUCACUCAGGCAAGUGAGGAGCAUCAGGGUGCAAGUGCUAGUAACCUCUCCCCUGCACCCAACACCUCAGCCCAGCCGGAUUCAUCAGUUGAAGAACGAAGAUAUCAUCUUCGGCCUCGAAAAAAGUGAAUGCUCCCAUUCGGAAGAUCACCACCUCGAUCAAGACCAAGAGCCAACAUUAUCAGUCCUUUACGUAACUUGAGCCCAGAGGACGAAGAAAAACUUUGGCUGCCAUCCUGGGUUUGGCUGGUAGUGUUCUUUUUCUUACUGGUGCUGGUUAUGUUUGUUGUUAAGAUUCUUUGUCCCUCCUGUAUCUAAAAAUGGCACUGAUAUCCUUAUAUAUCACACUUGGGUAUCUCAGUAUCACCCAAGGGGGGUGGAAGAAAAAUUUGUAUUUGCAGAUCUCCCAUGCGGUGGCUCAAGCUGGAAAUAAAAGUAACUGCUGGAUAUGCUCUCACAGCCCAGCACACCUACACCAAGGAAUCCCAAUGAUUGGAGUACCAAUAUCCCUCCAGCAAUGGGGAACAAUAAACGGCGGCUUCGUUAAACACUGCUCGUUAGCUGCCCAUCGGUCCGCUCCUAAAGAAUGGAGGGCCGCCCCUGCUAACUGGAUAAUCUCCCCAAAAGUAAAGGCGCCUUUCUGUUACAGAUCCAACAACACCGGAGCUUAUAAUAAAGCCACACCUGUAGAACACUACCCUCAUUGCCUAACUACUCUAGAUUAUAGCCCUAGUAGCACCAGUGGAAUCCUGUUGGGUAACGUACCCUCUCUCAAUUGUACAGGAUUCAUGGUCUACAACUUUUCUAAGGAACCUCAUGUUGCUCUCAUUGCAAACAGAUCAGAAUUUUACAUUCACUCCAAUUUUACUUCUUGUAAUAUAUCUCGGUCCAGCAGAAUAACAGCUGAACGUGGACCGUCCUAUACGAUGCAUAUCAAUCGAAAGUGCCGGAUAGGGCACAACAACUGUCGAGAUUUGAGUACCCUUUCUGCCCCAGGCCUUUACUGGCUCUGCGGAAACAGGGCUCAUAAAAUCUUGCCCUGGAAUUGGGUGGGGGCAUGCACUCUUGGACGUGUUAUCCCUGGUUUCGAAAUGCAUAGUGCAAUAUAUCUGGAACAAGUAAAAAAUUUCAACCAUCACAUGAAAAGGGUGGUUAACCCCUUAGCUACCAGAAACACAGGGUUCCAUCGAUUUGUGAGAACCUUCAUACCGUGGCUUGGAGUAAGAGAAUUGGAACUAGCCAUAAUUAACAUUUCAGCCACAAUGGAAGCUAUGGGAAAUGCCACUGCGGAUGCAAUUCAGGCUCUGCAAAAAGAGAUCUCCCAGAUCUCACAAGUAACUAUACAACACCGCAUAGCCCUAGAUUACCUAUUGGUAUCCCAGGGAGGAGUAUGUGCCUUAGUAAACUCCACCUGUUGUGUCUAUGUCAAUCAGGACAUGCGAAUCGAAACUGACAUUCGCAAAAUCCGAAAUCAGUUAAGGGUCCUACAUCAAGUGGCCUCAGAAAAUACUGACUGGGGUCUAGAAGAAAUGUGGUCUUGGCUAACCUCCUGGCUCCCAGAUUUCGGGGCCCUUGACAAGAAAAUCCUGUAUGGAAUAUUGUUUGUCUUGAUAGUUCUGAUAAUGUUCUAUGUCUUAAUGCAACUGAUCCUCUGCUGCGUAAAAGCCAGCAGGGGAAGCUUUAGCAAGGCAAGAAAACCCACAGCAGAGUCUAGAAUAAUGGUGUUACAAAAGUGUGAGCAGAUUGAAAGAAAACAUGAAAGGCUGCAUGAUGAAAUAGAGGGGCUCAUGAGAAUGGAAAUUUAAGGCUAAAGUGAGACUAAAUAGUCUCAAAGGGGGGGGCUGUGGAAUCAGAAAAAAUAUAUGCCUUAAACUUUGAUUAUUUUAGUUAUAAGAUGACAUAACCGCUUUGUGUAGAAUUGCUGGCUCGGUACAGUAGAACAGAUAAGGGCAAGUGUUUGUUCUUUGUAACUCUUCUGCAAAUGCUUCGCUCACCGCGGCCUUGAAGGUAGAAAAAAAAAAGUAUGUACAAAGUAGAUUUCCAGGUGCAAGAAGGAGGUUUGUGAACUAACCCUAUCUCCCCCAUAAUUCCCAUCCUGAUAACAGCAAAGAAAUAAUGAAGUAAUAUUAUAGCCGCUUUUCAUGCUAAUUUCACUAUAUGAUCACGUGAGUUGUAAGCAACUGUUAAAAAGUAUAUAAGCCUCCUGAUUUUGCUCUUGGGGGGGGACCCCUUCCAAGUGCUUGGGAAAUCCAUGUCACUUUGGAACUCCCCCUACAGAUGUAGUUUCUUUUGAAUAAAAGCUUCUGCUGACCUGACCCAAAAGUACUCUGUGUGUG